AUGAUCAAAGCGACGCCAACAAAACGGGAAGGCUCAGUCAUUCGCCUCGUUCACCCGGGCUCGCCUCGUUCACCCGGGCUCGCCUCGUUCACCCGGGCUCGCCUCGUUCACCCGGGCUCGCCUCGUUCACCCGGGCUCGCCUCGUUCACCCGGGCUCGCCUCGUUCAUCCGACGGUCAAGGUGACGUGCCAAGGAGUCGAGUAUGUGUAUGGGGCGACAUAUCUCGCUGAUGGAGUCACUGCUGCUAAGGGUCCAUCUGGUGAUCACAAUGGAGCCACCGGUGAGUUGAUCACCUUCAGCGAGACGUACACUUGUGCCGCCGAUGGGACGUGGGCACCGUCGAAUGGGGAAUUCUCUUGUGAAACGUACACUGUGCCACCAAAAACCACCGCCGCAACGACAACGACAAACACCGUUUCGACGAAAGUCACCGCAACAACAGUCCCCGCGAAAACAACUGUCACCACUACCAAGAAAACGACAACGAAAACCACAACGAAGACCACAACGAAGACGACGAAGAAGCCAACGACAAAGACGACUAAGAAACCCACAACAAAGAAGACGAAGAAGCCAACGACAAAGACGACGAAGAAACCCACAACGAAAACGACUAAGAAACCCACGACAAAGGCGACGAAGACGACGAAGAAAACGACAACGGAACCAACAACAAAGCCACCAACUUGUUGCUCAGCUACAGGCACUUGGACGGAAUGGGUUUCACAAGGACAAUGUCCCGAUUAUUGCGGAUCGUGUGGAAAGCUCACGCAUACGAGAACCUGUACCUCGAAGGCUAAAGGAUGUCCUUGCAAGGGUGCUGCACAAAAAGUCGAAUAUUGUAACACGGGUGUGUGCAGUUUCCCCCGAAAAACCUGUUGCCCAGGGAUGAAAACCGGAGUUUGGAAUAACGAGAACGCGUGCGGGCCUUUGCCAACGCGAACAGUCGAGCAACCAAGUUUCAACAAUUGCACAAAAGGUUGUUGUCCAUUGAAAGGUGCGUUUAAG
Molecule: messenger RNA, 1008 nt
Organism: Mesorhabditis belari
Lineage: Eukaryota; Metazoa; Nematoda; Chromadorea; Rhabditida; Rhabditidae
Source: the annotation of a GenBank genome assembly